This is a messenger RNA of Sebastes umbrosus (honeycomb rockfish), 1699 nucleotides long. It is a transcript of the gene wars2, whose product is annotated as tryptophanyl tRNA synthetase 2, mitochondrial. Gene Ontology annotation, biological process: mitochondrial tryptophanyl-tRNA aminoacylation. Gene Ontology annotation, cellular component: mitochondrial matrix; mitochondrion. Gene Ontology annotation, molecular function: tryptophan-tRNA ligase activity; ATP binding. The record is from RefSeq and is a predicted model, not a curated record. Lineage: Eukaryota; Metazoa; Chordata; Actinopteri; Perciformes; Sebastidae.
UCUCAGAGCCGCCGUAGUGUGACGUCACAGUCCAAGAUGUCGCUGCCUGUGAGGAGCAACAUGAAGCAUCUCUUCAGGUUCAUUCAGAGAUCCUCCUGCUCUGCGUCCUGUCCGGGACACAAGGUAGAGAGAUCCUGUCCGGGACACAAGGAGCCUCCAGGAGGUGGACGCGUAUUCUCGGGGAUCCAGCCGACCGGCGUGCCCCACCUGGGCAACUACCUGGGCGCCCUGGAGAACUGGGUGGCUCUGCAGAACCAGUAUCCUUCAGUGCUCUACAGCAUCGUGGACCUGCACUCCAUCACACAGCCUCAGGACCCGGCGCAGCUCCGGAGCAACAUCCUGGACAUGGCAGCCAGCCUGCUGGCCUGCGGCAUCGACCCGGAGAGGGCCAUCCUCUUCCAGCAGUCUCAGGUGUCCGAGCACGCUGAGCUCUCCUGGAUCCUCGGCUGUCUGACCAGCAUGCCCCGCCUCCGACACCUGCCGCAGUGGAAGAUGAAGAGCAAACUGAAGAAUGAAGGCAGCGUUGGUCUCUACACGUAUCCCGUCCUCCAGGCCGCCGAUAUUCUCCUCUACAAGUCCACUCACGUCCCCGUCGGAGAGGACCAGGUCCAGCAUUUGGAGCUGGCUCAGGAUCUCGCUCGCGUCUUCAACAACCGCUACGGAGACCUGUUCCCUGAACCCGCCGCCCUGCUCAGCUCUACACGAAAGGUCAAAUCCCUCCGUGACCCUUCCGCCAAAAUGUCCAAAUCCGACCCCCAAGCGAUGGCGACGAUUACCAUCACGGACUCCCCCGAUGACAUCGCCCUCAAGGUCCGCCGCGCCAUCACUGACUUCACUUCCGAGGUCACUUUUGACCCGGAGAAGCGGCCGGGCGUGUCCAACCUGGUGACGAUCCACGCCGCCAUGGCGAUGAUCAGCGUGGAGGAGGCGGUGUCCCAGGCCCGAGGGAUGGACAUGGUCUAUAAGCAGCUGGUCACCGAGGCUGUGAUCCAGAGGUUGACGCCCAUCAGGGAGGAGAUCGAGAGGCUGAGGGCGGACCGCGGUCACCUGGAGGGGGUGCUGGCCCGGGGGACCUGCAGGGCCCGGGAGCUGGCAGCACCGGUCCUCAGAGAGGUCCGACAGAAAGUGGGGUUCUGCUGAGAGGACACAUUCAUACAGGCUGUCCUCAGCUCUUAAAGGGCGGGUCCAUAGGUUAGCUAAUCAAUAAAGUUAUGAAUAAUGUGAAUGCUAGCACUAGCUGAGUCAACGGUAGCUGUGCUGGACAUAACUGAAAGAGUUAGUUUGGAUUUUUUGAAAUUGGGUUGUAUGAAUAUUCCCAUGUUCUGCAAGGUAACAUUACUGUUUUUGUGAAUGGAGUCUGGUGGCUUUGAAGAGAGCAAUAUAACGAUAUAAGCUGGGGACUGCUGCUCCCGUCCCCAGCCGCUUUACCUCGCCGUCCGACAGCCCUUUCUGACGGGGAACUGAAGCCGUUAGAUCGCUCUCUUCAAAGCCACCAGACUCCAUUCAGAAAAACAGUAAUUUUACCUCUGAGAACACGGGAGUUGCUGGUUUACCUCUGCCCUUUUGGAUCCAAACUAACGUAGCGUCUACAGCAGUACAUUGCUCAGCUUCCUGCCUUUACUCCUGUCUGCUUCUCCAAACUGGGAACACGCCGAUCGCUAUCUAAGUUACUGUAUUAAUACACUGACCAUAUGGAUGU